Misgurnus anguillicaudatus (oriental weatherfish) is the source of this 2191-nucleotide messenger RNA. Its product is annotated as green-sensitive opsin-3. Gene Ontology annotation, molecular function: G protein-coupled receptor activity. Lineage: Eukaryota; Metazoa; Chordata; Actinopteri; Cypriniformes; Cobitidae. Gene Ontology annotation, cellular component: membrane. The record is from RefSeq and is a predicted model, not a curated record. Gene Ontology annotation, biological process: phototransduction; visual perception; G protein-coupled receptor signaling pathway.
UAGGAGGAUAACCAUGAAUAACACCUAUCACCAAAAUGACAGACUAAAUGAUCAAUAUGGAGACAUCAUUUCUAAUUAAAUAUAAAGCACAGCAUCUUAAAACACUGAUGGAGUAGCUCUGACAGUCAGUGGAUUCAAAACCUUUAGAUAAAACCAUUUCUCAUUGUUUCACCCAUUGUUGGGUCAAAUAUGCCCUGUAAAACAUUAAAGCAGUUCUGUCGAAGUGUGGCUAAAGUUUUCACGUGCUCAAAUUCGAAUAAGAAGCCUAAUGAUUAGACUAAAGCUGUUUCAUUUCGCUCUUUCCUGAUUUAGCCACUUGGCGUUAAUCUCUCAGAAAGGUAUAAAACCACAAAGGUCACCAUGAGAAACACAGAUGACCGGUGAUUUGUUUGGUGCCUCGAUAGAGAUCAGCUUUGCUUCGGUCUCACCUCCCUAUUAGUAAGAUUAAUUCUGUGUGAGGAUGAACGGCACGGAGGGGCAAAACUUUUACAUCCCGAUGUCCAAUAGGACAGGGCUCGUGCGGAGCCCAUUCGAGUACACGCAGUAUUAUUUGGCUGAGCCGUGGCAAUUCAAACUACUGGCGGUUUAUAUGUUUUUUCUCAUCUGUUUAGGCUUUCCUAUCAACGGUUUGACGUUGUUUGUCACAUUUCAGAACAAAAAGCUCAGGCAGCCCUUAAACUUUAUUUUGGUUAAUCUUGCUGUGGCUGGAAUGAUAAUGGUCUGCUUUGGAUUUACCAUCACGAUUUCCUCGGCUGUUAAUGGUUACUUUGUGUUUGGACCUAUGGGAUGUGCUAUCGAGGGCUUCAUGGCCACGCUUGGGGGUCAAGUUGCUCUUUGGUCAUUGGUGGUGCUCGCCAUUGAAAGGUAUAUUGUUGUUUGCAAGCCCAUGGGUAGCUUCAAAUUUACAUCUUCACAUGCUUUGGGAGGCAUUGCCUUUACUUGGAUCAUGGCAGCUAGCUGCGCUGUUCCCCCACUUAUUGGAUGGUCCAGGUAUAUUCCUGAGGGAAUACAGUGCUCAUGUGGACCAGAUUAUUACACAUUAAACCCCGAAUACAGCAAUGAAUCAUAUGUUAUAUACAUGUUUGUUUGCCAUUUCUUUGUCCCUGUCACUAUAAUAUUCUUCACGUAUGGAAAUCUAGUUUGCACCGUAAAAGCGGCUGCAGCUCAACAGCAAGACUCGGCAUCCACUCAAAAGGCAGAGAAAGAAGUGACACGUAUGGUCAUCCUGAUGGUUUUGGGUUUCUUGGUGGCAUGGACUCCUUAUGCUAGUGUGGCAGCUUGGAUUUUCUUUAAUAAGGGAGCGGCUUUCAGUGCCCAGUUCAUGGCAGUCCCUGCAUUUUUCUCGAAAAGCUCCUCAAUAUUCAACCCAAUCAUCUAUGUGCUGCUAAACAAACAGUUCAGGAGCUGCAUGCUGACAACCCUUUUCUGUGGCAAGAACCCGCUUGGUGAUGAUGAGUCCUCAGCCGUUUCAACAAGCAAAACAGAGGUGUCCUCAGUUUCGCCAGCAUGACCAAAAAAUUGCCUACAUACCCGGCUCUCCCAUACUUCUGAAGAAUUUUCACUCAUUUCUAUGCUGAAUUUUUCGAUAAUGCACAUAUGUAUUUUUUAUCCACAUUUAUUUUUCAUUAUUCCUUCUGAUUGCACAUUGUUAUGUAAGUGUACAGUCAGGAAACUCAGGGGUUAACUGAAACAACCAACAGGAUUAUAAGAUAAAGACAUUGACUUCUCAGUGAGCAAACACAACAAGAUGAAGAUAAGAGGAAGAUCUGCUUAAGCCGAUCUGUAAAGGUGCUCACUGUAUUGAACACUAAACUAGCUUUUCUGGCUUAAGAAAUCAUGUGUUUAAAGCAAUUGCUGCUUGUCUUAUAAAUGGUGAUGGAUGUUCAGACACUGUAAUCAAGCUAUGAGUCAUUUUCUGUAUAUACUUUGUAUAUAAUAAAAAUGUGGAGAGGCAAAUAGUUUAAUAAACAAUUGCAUGAAAAGCUGCUUGUGGGCUUUCCAUUUAUUACACUACAUUUACAUAUCUCAUUCCCCACACUGAUAUUUAUUCUAACACAUCAAAGCACCAAUUUCUAUAUAAAUUGUGGGAAACAAAACAAUACAGAAUCCUAUAUAAGAGGGGCAAUCGUGCUACGCCUAAAAUAAAAAAUGCUUAAAUUGUUUUCUCCAUAGCUGUCUAGAACCUAAAUUG